GAGGGGCGGGAGCGGCCGGGCCGGGCCAGCAGGCGAGGGGGGGCGGGGGGCCGACUUCCUGGGGCCGCCGGUGAAGAUGUCGCGACCGCCCCCCGGCGCCCCUCAGCCCCGGAGACGCCGCCGCGGCGGAGCCCGGAGCCCCCCGGCCUGAGGCGUCGCGGCCCGGAGCCGCCACCCCCCGCUCCCAGGUGCGGGCCGGGCCGGCGGCCGGCAGAUUUUAUCAUGUGGGCAACCUGCUGCAACUGGUUCUGCCUGGAUGGACAGCCUGAGGAGGCGUCACCGCCACAGGGAACCAGGACCCAGGCCUAUUCCAACCCGGGCUAUAGCUCUUUCCCUUCCCCGACAGGCUCGGAACCGAGCUGCAAGGCCUGUGGAAUGCACUUUGCAAACUCAACUCGGAAGCAGACCUGCUUGGACUGUAAGAAGAUUUUCUGCACGACCUGCUCGAGCCAAGUAGGGAACGGGCCCCGCCUCUGUCUCCUCUGCCAACGAUUCCGGGCCACGGCCUUCCAGCGGGAGGAGCUCAUGAAGAUGAAGGUGAAGGACCUGCGGGACUAUCUCAGUCUCCAUGACAUCUCGACCGAAAUGUGCCGGGAGAAGGAGGAGCUGGUGUUGCUGGUGCUCGGCCAGGAGAGCAGGACUCGCACCCCCACCUUGUCCCCGGACUCCUCCGAGCAGCAGGCCUUCCUGAGCCAGCCGCACACCAGCACAGCACCUGCUACCUCACCCCACCUCUCUCCUCCACCCGCCCAGGCCCCCGCCGGCCCUCCAGCCCAGGCUCCGGAAAGCCAGCAGGCCAAUGGCCGUGUGUCUCAGGACCAAGAGGAAGCCAGCUACCUGGAGAGCACAGCCAGAGCUCCUGCUGAGGACGAGACCCAGUCCGUCAACUCUGAGGACAGCUUUGUCCCUGGCCGGAGGGCAUCCCUGUCCGACCUGACUGACCUGGAUGACAUCGAAGGCCUCACCGUGAGGCAGCUCAAGGAGAUCUUGGCUCGAAACUUUGUCAACUACAAGGGCUGCUGCGAGAAGUGGGAGCUGAUGGAGAGGGUGACGCGGCUGUACAAGGAUCAGAAAGGACUCCAGGACCUGGUGUGUGGUGCUGAGGACCAAAACGGAGGAGCGAUGCCCCCUGCCCUGGAGGAGAACCUGUGCAGGAUCUGCAUGGACUCUCCCAUCGACUGUGUCCUGCUGGAGUGUGGCCACAUGGUAACCUGUACCAAGUGUGGCAAACGCAUGAAUGAAUGUCCCAUCUGCCGCCAGUAUGUGAUCCGAGCAGUGCACGUCUUCCGAUCCUGAAGGCUUGUACCAGCUGCUUCAGUGCCUUACGGGACAGAGCUCGAGGUGUCUGGGCCCCAGGUUGGCCAGCUUGCAGCGGGGCAAGCCAGCAAGAGAAUCUGUGUUGUUCCCAAGACCAGGACCAGCACAGGUGGCAUGUCACCUCCAAGUGUGCCUGACCUGCUGCCGGAGGUGUACUUGUUGGCCAACAGAGCCCAGGACCACUGGGAACUAGUACUGACCGCAUGAGCAAGUCCCCUUUUUCAGUGAUUUUGGGCAAUGAAGGUAAUGAAUGAAGAGAGGCCCUUCUGGGACUCAAGGACUUGCCAUAUCUUCCUCCAGCCACCUAGACAACAGUUUCCCCUUCGUCCUGUCCCCACCCCGUUCCCUUGAGCUGUUUGCCUCUGUGUUUCUCCAAGCACAAGUCUUCUAUCCCUAGAUUUAUUUCUGGCCUCUUCGGUUUUCUGGACUUUUAUUUAUCUACCUUUGCAAAAGUCUUUCGCUACAUUGCCUAAAAUCUUAGACCAAAAAGAUAUUGUUAGUUUACCAGACCGAUUGUGCUCAUCCUUAGGACAGAACCUGGACUAGCAAACUUGUUCUCUGGUGAGAAAGGAAACACAAAUGCUACUGAACAUUUUCGAAGCUGUUAAAGAGUUACUUCCUUACGUACCGGGACUGGAAGCUGCCUAUCCCGACCGAGCCUGGGACCAGCAGAGUGUCUGGUGUCCGUGCUGGGACUCCUGGUCUGUGAGAGAUGGAGCAUGGCUAUAGCAGCUCCGCUGCUUCUCUUGGGACCUGACGGUGCCAUCCUUAGUUUAAGUGCUAAGGAAAAGGGGCCACAUUGGGUGAAGGCAUUAACUUCCCACUCUACUUUGACAUGCCUGAUAGACAGGAGCCUGGAACCCCCACCCCCCACCCCGUAAAUACAGUGUGUGCACCUCACACCCCUUUCCAUGGAGAUCUUAAAUAUGGUCUUAUGGAAGGCAUAUUUAGGCAAAGAAUUUCACUUUGCUCUGGCCAGACUUAGUCCCAAUCCCCUGCUGAACAGACCUGGAAGACAGAACACUUAACCAGUUAUCAGAAGGUACUGGAUGAAGGUGGAUUCCGUCUUGAGCAGACUGCCCCCAACCCACCGUGUCAGCCUGCUGAGUUGAGGCUGGUCAGGAAACAGCAUUCUCCAGGCCUUUCAAGGACUGUGUAAUGCAGGGGUGAGGGUCACCAGCUCUGUAAAGUUUGCCAGAGCAGCUUAACUCCAGGAAAUACACACACACGCGCACACACAUGCACACGCAUGCACAGUCAGGUGUGUGUGCUCCUACUAUCAAUGGAUGAACUAUAUGGAUGAACUAUGCAAAUCCUUCACACUGGGGCCUUGGCAGACCCUCCCCCGCCUCCGAGACCUCAAACUAGAACUAAUGCAGUAGGAAAUGCUUAAGGGACCUGUUAAUCGGUACAGGCGUACUUAGGGUUACCUCCAUCAUUCAUGGUUCCUCCUCGGGGGGGAUUAAAAUAAUUUCAUAAAGUAGUUGUCAGCUGAACACUGGGCCACUUACCUCGACAUUACACCUCAUCCUGGAUAAUCUGAUUCUGGGAUAUAGCCUUUGGUAGGAAUUGGGGGAAAUCAUAUUUUCCCAUGAAGACAUCAUCAUACAUAGUCUUUUAUCUUUCUGCUGGAUUAGUAAGUGCUAUUGUUUACAGUGCCUGCCAGCAAAGGAUUCAGCUACUCGAUUCCACUGUGAAACAAGUCUCUCUACAUAGUACACAGGCAACUCAGCCAGGGUCCGGCAGCCACUCCAGGGCUGGUUCCCUCCCUACUUAGAAAUUGCUUUCUUUGCGGAGGCCUUACCUCUCCCUACGCCCCAAUCUCCUGCCUAGGAAUGAAUUAAAGAUAUCCUCGAUAACAGUUAGAACUGAUGUCAUUUACUGACUUUGGAGAAAGAAAGGUAUCUUUUAAGUCUUUUAACUUCUUUUGGUGAAGGUUUCUAUUUAGAAAAAAGGUGUCGAGUAUUUGUUUUUGUCUUUGGGAGGAGGGGUGUCAUCUUAUUACACCAAAUGAAAGUUGGGGAUUCUAAAUCCUAUCACAGUUAGUAUCUAACCUGGUUAGAAAGCUAGAUUUUAAUCCUUGGAUCUUCCGUCCAGCCCUUUCCCUCCUUGGUCAUAAUUAUCAUGGAAGCACCUAAUCCUUUACUCCAUGGCUUUUUGCUGUGAUAAUCCUGAGAUUUCAGUUGAGACUUAUAAAGUUGGAGAGCAGCUGGAUCCAAACUUCUAAGUUGUGCAGGAAUUAGUGCUGUAUAUAUGUUGUAUGAAUUGGUUGAAAUCCUUUGGAUGUGAAUGUGUUACUUCAAGUGACUUAUAUUAAGAUAGACUUAACUUGGGUGUUAAAGCAAACCCAAAUGUAUUUUUUUUUUUGUUACAGAGCUCUGCUUUAUAAUUUUGUAAUAAAGUUUCAUCAUAGAAGCCUGUCCCAUCUGGUGUGAGGAUACCAGAGGUCCAGUAGUUAAGGUGGACUGUUGCUGAGCCAAGCUGUGUGUCCAUGGGCUUUCUCUCUCGAGAUCACUAUUUCUGAAGCUGCACGGACAUGAUCUUUAUCAAAUAGCCCUGUCUGUAGACCGGAAUCUGAAGCAUAGUAG
Sorex fumeus (smoky shrew) is the source of this 3905-nucleotide messenger RNA. It is a transcript of the gene RFFL, whose product is annotated as ring finger and FYVE like domain containing E3 ubiquitin protein ligase. Gene Ontology annotation, biological process: protein K48-linked ubiquitination; proteasome-mediated ubiquitin-dependent protein catabolic process; negative regulation of extrinsic apoptotic signaling pathway via death domain receptors. Gene Ontology annotation, cellular component: plasma membrane; cytoplasm. The record is from RefSeq and is a predicted model, not a curated record. The transcript is spliced from 7 exons. The coding region runs from base 223 to 1296 and encodes 357 amino acids. Lineage: Eukaryota; Metazoa; Chordata; Mammalia; Eulipotyphla; Soricidae. Gene Ontology annotation, molecular function: ubiquitin protein ligase activity.